ACCCUCACAGCAUUCUGUGACAGUGUACGCAGCGCGCUCAAAUUGUACCUCGAAAGGUGUUACUUCCUCCCGAAAUCACAUCAUGCACUACGAAGACGUGAUGGACAAACGUCCUCGAACGUACGCACCGUAUCGGACGACAUUGGACGAGCGUGACUUGGUGCGGGCCGCGGAAGAGCUGCACGAAAACGAGGACACGCGCGAAUCAUCCCUUGCGCUGAUGCGUGAGUUUAUCGCGAAACAUCCGCAAAUCGUACGCUGCCGGACGGAUCCGGUGUUUCUGUUGCGGUUUUUGCGGUACAGGAAGUUUAACGUCAACGAUGCUUGCGCAACGCUGGAAGGCGGAUUGGCGUUUCUGAUGCGCAUGCGAACACUGUACGGUGCGGAGGUGAGCAGCUUCCAUCCCAACGUGCAGCGUAUGGUGGAGCUGGAUGCGAUCGUACCGCUUGGGCAGGACCGACAGCGACGUACGGUCAUACUGGUGCGCGUGGGUGCAAUGGAUCCGAAAGAAACGACCGCACUGCUGCAGAUGAGGCUCGGUGCGCUCGUCAUUAACACGUGCCUGGAGUACGAGCGGACACAGGUGCACGGGACGGUAUGGGUGGUGGACUGUUCCGGCAUGACGAUGGCACAUGUGGGGAUGUGGGGCCUGAGCGAAGUGAAGAUGAUGGCCGACUCCAUCAACGAGGUCGUGACGAUGUUCGUGAAGGAGGUGCACAUGGUGAAGGUGCCGAGGAUCACCUGGAUGCUGCUAGACUUGCUGCUGCCCUUGUUGAGUCCGAAAAUAAGGGACCGAUUCAAGUUCCAUCGCACCGAACAAGAACUACACAGUGCGAUCGAUCAAACGCUCCUCCCGACGACGUGCGGUGGGCAGCAAAGCUUGAAGCAAGCUACGGACAACUUUCGCGACAUGUUCGAGAAGCAAACGAAAUGGUUCAAGCUCGAGGAACAGUUCCUGAUGGAUCUUUCCAUACCGGCGCCAGGUAGUUCGGGCUCAUCAGCACGCACCGCCCAUCGCAACGAGUUCCCCGGCGAGGAGUCGAUGGUUGGAAGCUUCCGGAAGUUGACCGUCGAUUGAGCUCGACCAUCGCCG
Molecule: messenger RNA, 1093 nt
Organism: Anopheles gambiae (African malaria mosquito)
Lineage: Eukaryota; Metazoa; Arthropoda; Insecta; Diptera; Culicidae
Product: retinaldehyde-binding protein 1
Exons: 2
Coding region: 83-1078 (331 amino acids)
Cellular component (GO): membrane
Molecular function (GO): phosphatidylinositol bisphosphate binding
Source: RefSeq, a predicted model, not a curated record